Molecule: messenger RNA, 5868 nt
Organism: Siniperca chuatsi (mandarin fish)
Lineage: Eukaryota; Metazoa; Chordata; Actinopteri; Centrarchiformes; Sinipercidae
Gene: eps15
Product: epidermal growth factor receptor pathway substrate 15
Exons: 26
Coding region: 64-3432 (1122 amino acids)
Biological process (GO): endocytosis; endosomal transport
Cellular component (GO): plasma membrane; cytoplasm; clathrin coat of coated pit
Molecular function (GO): cadherin binding; calcium ion binding
Source: RefSeq, a predicted model, not a curated record
UGUCGUGGAGGUCCAGUGCCAGGUUUUUCAGCAGCCUCUGUCUGUAUCUGGCAGCAGCGCAGCAUGAAAGCAGUGGGAAACAGAAACACUAUGGCUGCCACUCUGUCUCUUACUCAGCUCUCCAGUGGAAAUCCCAUCUAUGACAAAUACUAUCGGCAGGUUGAUCCAACUGGCAGUGGGCGGGUGGCAGCGGCUGAUGCAGCUCUGUUCCUGAAGAGGUCAGGCUUGGCUGACUUGGUCCUGGGGAAGAUCUGGGAUUUGGCAGACUCUGAACGUAAAGGUUCUCUUAACAAGCAGCAAUUCUUCAUAGCAUUGCGGUUGGUGGCCUGUGCUCAAAAUGGCCUGGAGGUGGCGCUCAAGAGCCUUAAUGUGGCUGUUCCUCCUCCCAAAUUUCAUGAUACAAGCAGCCCGCUGUUAGCAGGAGGCGUGGCUGUUGACAUUCCCUGGGUCGUAAAGCCUGAGGAGAAGAUGAAGUUUGACUCCAUCUUUGACAGUCUGGGUCCAGUAGGAGGGAUUCUAACAGGAGACAAGGUCAAGCCUGUCCUGCUUAACUCCAAACUGCCAGUGGACAUCCUCGGCAGGGUGUGGGAGCUCAGUGACCUCGACAGAGAUGGCAUGUUGGACAGAGAUGAAUUUUCUGUGGCCAUGUAUCUGGUGUACAGAGCUCUGGAGGGGGAGCCUGUUCCCAUGUCCCUACCACCUCCCCUGGUUCCACCCUCCAAGAGGAAAAAACCCUCAGUGCCUCCCGUGAUGCCCCUGUUACCCUCGCCCCCCUCAGUCAAAGACAGUCGCUCCUCCCACGCUGGCUCUAAGACCAUGCCCCACCCCCCUAAACCUGUCCCAGCUCCUGUCCCAACACCAGCAGCUGCCCCUAACAAGACAAGAGGGAGUGUGAAGUGGGUGGUGUCGCCAGCAGACAAAGCAAAGUAUGAUGAGCUAUUCAACAAGACAGACAGUGACAUGGACGGCCUCGUGUCUGGACCUGAAGUCAGAGAUAUCUUCCUCAAGACUGGGCUGCCCUCUGGCACACUCGCACGUAUCUGGGAGCUUUGUGACAUUGGAGACAUCGGGAAACUGACCCGAGAGCAGUUUGCCCUGGCGCUUCAUCUGAUCAGUCAGAAGCUGACUAAAGGCCUGGAUCCUCCACAGAGUCUCUCGCCAGAGAUGAUCCCUCCAGCUGACAGACAAAACAUCAAACAGAACAACGUGGUUAACCUUGCAGCUGACUUCUCUGCCAUCAAGGAGCUGGACUCUCUCAGCAACGAGAUUGUCGAACUUCAAAGGGAAAAAAGCUCUGUGGAAGAGGAGAUCAAGGAGAAGGAGGAGGCCAUCAGAGAGCGCACCAACGAAGUGCAGGAGUUACAGGAUGAAGUCGCAAGGGAGAGUGAGGAGCUACAGCGGCUCCAGGCUCAGCGUCAGAAGGUCCAGGAGGCCUUGGAGGAGUUGGACCAACAGAAAGGCUCCCUGGAAGAGCAGCUGACUCAUAUUCGCCAGCAGACCAGCCAAGAGACCACACUGAUUUCUUCACUGCAGUCGGAGCAUGAGGAGCAGGAACAGAGGAUAUGUCAGUAUGAGGAGGAGCUGGUCCAGGCCCGGGAGGAGCUCCUUGCUCUGCAGGAGGAGAGCAGGAGGCUGCAGGAGAAGGUCCAGGCCGCUCAGGAGCAGCUCACACCUCUGCAAGAGUCCGUCCGUGACUCCUUUACACAAGUGGCACAGGUUCAGCAGAAACUGAACGACCUUCAGGUGGAGGAGAGGUCAGUAACUGCCCAGCUCAGCUGGAAGAGAGCCCUGGAGGAUAGCUCUCCUGUCAUGGUCAAUGGAUCAGCAGGCUUCACUGCAGAGCUGUACCAGGGAGACCCCUUCCAGCAGGACGUCUUCCAGGAGGACCAGCCCAAAGAGCUGAAGGAGGAAGAACCAGCUGCUGUCUGCAGUCAGCAGAAAGAACAUUCAGAAGAGAAAGGAGGAGUGAACGAGAGAGAAGAGGAAGAAGAGCAGGAGGAAGAGAGCCCAAAGACUCCAGACGAGGAAAAGCUGAAACCUGAUCCCUUGGAUGAUCUCUAUACUAGUCUAGCCUCCUCUGAGAUGUACAAUAAUGUGUCGACUCUCGCCAAGCCACAGGAGAACACCGUUAGGGAACACCGUAGCCCUAUACCCAACGUCUCCUCGGAGGUCUUAGAUGAUGCAGAGGAAUCACCUAAAGAGGUUGCACUGCCAGAGCCAGAGAGCAAAGAGGAGCCUGCAAAGUUCCCAGAAACAACCACCUCCUCGUUACCACCUCAAGUCGGCCCUCGCUCAAUGCCGCCUCAGACCAGCCCUCCCUCCCUACCUGAGAUGGACUUCUUCCAUUCAGACCCCUUUACUGACCAUGAUCCAUUCAAAGAGGAUCUGUUUGGAAAAGCAGAUGUUGCAGAUCCAUUCGGAGGAGAUCCAUUCAAAGGGUCAGACCCCUUUGCUGCAGACUCUUUCUUCACACAGACCUCCAGUGCUGCCUUUUCCUCAGACGACCCUUUCUCUGCCUCAGCUGACCCAUUUGGUACCACUACUGGCAUGCCAGAACCAGACCUUUUUGCUGCCAAGCUGAAUGAUGCAGCAGCUGCACCAGCAGCAGGUCCAGAUCCCUUCAUCUCUAAACCCACCAAUCCAGCUUUAGCAGCCAAGGAUCCAUUCAGCUCUACAGGGAACAAUAUGGCAGAUUCUGACCCAUUUGGAGGCAAGAUAAACACCAGUGGAGAGGCGGAUCCAUUUGGUUCUCAGGACGGAGGGGCAGAUCCCUUCAGCUGCUCUCCACCCAGCUCUGAUCUGGCUGUGAAGGACACCGCAGCAACCAAUGACCCUUUUGCUCCAGGUGGUACUACAGUGAGCGCCAGCUCAGAUCCAGAUCCAUUUGCUGCUGUGUUUGGUAAUGAAUCAUUUGGAGGAGGCUUUGCAGAUUUCAGUGCCCUAACAAAGUCAAACGGUGCUGACCAGUUUGGCAUCAACAAUAAGAACCUGUUCCAGGAAGACGGCCAGUCUGCUGGCCCUGACGUGCCCCCAGCCCUGCCCCCAAAAACGGGUACGCCAACUAGACCACCUCCUCCACCUCCAGGUAAGAGAUCGUCCAUCUCCAGAACAGAGUCCUCUGACUCCUUCCAACGACGAGGGCCCUUCCUCCCACAGCCUUCAGGAGACUUCACCUGCUCAGCCUCCUCCUGUUCCUUGCCUGCUAAGGAUCCUUUAGCCGACCCCUUCGCCCCCUCCUCCCCUCCUCGUCAGAGCGUACGGGAAGCUGAUCGAUUUGCCAGCUUUGACAAAUAUCCAACAGAGGAAGACAUGAUAGAGUGGGCAAAGCGCGAGAGCGAGCGAGAGGAAAAGGAGCGACUUGCCAGGCUCACCCAGCAGGAACAAGAGGACCUGGAGCUGGCCAUCGCACUCAGCAAGUCUGAACUCUCCUGAGGAGCUCGUUCCCCUCCACUCCUCCACUGGCCCGGCCCGGCCUGGCUUGGCACAGCACAGCCUGGCUCAGCCCAGAAAACACCAAAGCAAAGUGGGGACUGUAUAGGACUGAUUCAGCAGCACCUGCUGACCCCAUGAAGAGACUUUCUUAGAAUAAACCUAUCUCUGAAUCUUUCAACGCCCUUCUCCCCAGACUGCAUUCACUGUUCAUCGGCAUUGCACUAUCGUGUUUUUCCAUCCUGUUGGUCUCUGUGGUUUCGUUUGGAGGAGAUGACCAAGAUAAAGUGUAUGCUUUACAGAAUGGAUUGUUGAAUGAAAUGCAGUGAAUAUGGACUUAGAGAUUGUCAAAUAUUAACAUUAACUCUCCGGAAUGUAAUUUAUUUAAACAAAACUAGAUGAAAUGGCCUUGUCAAAAGUCCUGUCUUUAUCCACUAACAGUACUCACUACACUACUAAAUCUCAGAGAUUUCUUUAAUUCAAAAUAGACUUAGCCCCCAAAUCUCCCAAUUUCCUUCCAGCCCUUGGUUAAUUCUCUGAAACUAAAUUGUGAACUGUGUGUAGUUUCAAGACAACAAGCUGGGAAAAUGUGCGUUUUUUUGGAGCCACUGUAACAAAAUUUAAGAGUGCGAGUCAGUGCUUUUGAAAUGGGGUGACCAUGUACAUUUUCAGUCCUGUAUGAUGGCAGGGGGCCUAUGAGAUUUGUCUUUUUUCUUUUUGUUCAGGACAGGUGACAGAAUUCAACAUUUCUACAUUUUUAACUGGAAGUUAUUAGUCCUCUAAUAUGUGAAAUGCACAUGCAGAUUUAUACUAAAAUUGAACAAAUCCAUCACAGAUACUACAUUCAGCUUCUAGAUAUUUUAAUUUCUUUUAAAUUUCAGUAGCGCAUUGUUUUGCCAUGUUAGAAAGUUUUAUUUUUUGGAAGAUACUGAAAAGAAUGAAACUACGUCUAUUACAUGUAAUGAUUACAUAUUGAUUAGCAUUACAUUUCAGGGCACACUACAAGGGAUUGCACAAAGCAAGAGAUAUACAUCUGAGUCCAACAUUCAAUAUCUGAGAUUGAGAUAAUGCAGGUCUAAAAGUGUUAUUUUGUCACCCAGAUACUUAAUUAUUAAAAAAUAAACAUUUUAUUAAUGUGGCCUGAGAUUAAACAAUGUUGUUUUUUGCUGAAAUGUGGCAGCAAAACUGGUGUAUUUGGACAUUAAUAGACAAACAGUUCAAACAUAGAAACUGUGUUGUCAUAAAUAAUGUAUGAGUAUUGAAAAACAGAUUUAUACCCACUUGCUGCUCUGUUUACUCAUACAUUAAAUGAAUAGUAUUUGUGAAUCUGGAUUUAUCCACAUAGAGGAACCCUCCCCCCUACUGGGAGGCCAAAGGUCAGUGAUAGGCAUUACUGAAUGACACUUCAGCAGCAUGGAUGCUGGUUGGGUAACUGGUUGGUUUUUGGUUUUUAGUGAGAGAAGUGUAUGAAAAAAGAUCAACUCCCUGAAGUAGUCAAUAUCAAUUUCACAAAUCUCACACCAGGUCCCAUUUCAGAAUGUGCCACUGUUGGUGCUUCUUUUGUUAGCAUUUGUAGAAACGUUUUGUUUUCCCAGGAGAUGCUUCCUAACUAAUUGGAUUUCAAAGUCUUACACAAAGUCAGUAAAAGUUGUUUCUGUGUUUCUCUGCGUUUUGGUGGAACAGUUUGUCUUCUGUCUGUCCACUUCAGGCUCUGUGGGGAUUGAACUUGCAAAAAACCUGCUGUGUGUUGUGAGGAUUAACGCUCCCGCUGCACUGCAUCCUCAUUCCUGUCAACGGCCACACAGCAGUUAGUCGGCCAGUGAUUCUUCUUCUUGCUGCGUAAUUUUGUGUUUCUCCCAGAAAAUGAACAAAGUUACUUAACACUUAGUGCUAAACUGUGAUAGACCGUUUCUGAACAAGGGAAGGGUUGUUUGAAGAGCAGGAGGCCUUUGUUUUCAUUUUCUUUGCUAAUUUCUGACCAAACGAUGCACAACAUUUUGGACACCUCUUCCUGUUCUCUUUUCGGCCUUGUUAAGAGUGAGCGUCAUCAUAGUUUCCUCUUCUCAUGUUUAACCAGUUUACUGUCUGUGGUUGAUGCUGCACUUCCUAUUCGGUGUGUCGCUCAUAUUGCAGUUCAUGUUACUUGUAAAUUCAGGAGAACAGGAGUUGUCCGUCUGUUCUUCACCUUCACAGCUGAGUCUCUUGUCAUAGUUUCAUUUAAAGGUCACCAGACACUUGACUGUCAUUUGUACAGACUCCUCAAUUUUUACAAAUCUCAAACCACUUAUGUUUCUAGGCUUACCCAUAAAGGCUUUUUAAAACUCAAGCUAAUUUUAUUUUAUUUUGUAUUUUCUAACAUGUAAGAAAGAAUCCUUACUGGGAGCUUUGGCCAGAGUAUGUAAUGCAUUUAAUUCAAACAGAAUAAAUAUUAAACGUGUA